AUGAGAGGCUUUAGAUGGUCUACACGGCAUAGAAAGUCUACUUACAACAGUGGCAACAAUAAUAACAACGAAUAUAAUGAUAAUAAUGAUAACAAUACUACCACAGAUACAACCCAUUUAAGUUCUGUGACUUCUUCUUCUUCUUCAAGUCAUGACCAACAUUUGCAUACCCAUUCUACAAAAAGGAAGAGUUCUUUUAUCUCUGGAAGAUUCAGCAAAUCUACUGAGAAUAUAACAGAAGGUUCAAAUACUUCGGUGAUCACUGCAAAUAAUCCAACUAUAAAUACUGCAAAUACUACUGGUAACCAUAAUAUUAAUGCGAAUAGUAUCAACAACAACAACAAUAGCAGCAGCAAAAACAAUAGUAGUAGCAACAGCAUCGGCAGUAAUACCAAUCCUGAUAGCAAUAUGAAUAAUAAUUCGGGGUCUGCUAGUAGUAACAACGGUUCAAGCAUAAGUAUUGUUAAUAAUAUUCCUACAACUGCAAAUGUUAGACCAACUUCAACCGCUGGCAGUACAGAAGUGUUUUUAGAUAAUGAGAAUUAUGAUACAACUAUCUUUAAGGUUGGUUGGUUAAACAAAUCAGUGGGAUUCAUCCACCCUCUACGGAGAUCUCCCAGUAAUCAUUCGUUGUCACAGCCACAACAGCCAUCUUUGAGUGCAAACAAUAAUGAUACAGACUCUUUGAAAACCCAAAUUCCGAGUGAACAUAGUUACCAAGAUACAGUCAUUCCUGAUUAUAGAGUUCAUAAAGCUGUUUUGAAGGGUUCUGUUCUUUCGUUAUACAAAAAUGGUCUCCAUAGUAACAUAAAAUAUUUUGACCCUUUACUGAAAAAGAGCUCAAAUAAUAAUGAAACACAUCAUAACAUCAGUAAUAAUAACGAACAUAUGCAUCAACAUAAUACUCAAAAUCAAAAUCAAAAUCAACAAAUUAUUAAUCAUCAUGACACCCAUAACGAUAAGAAGCAGAAUAUAGAUUCAACAUCUAAUUAUAUCGAUACAAAAAACAUUCAGAUCAAAUUUACUUCAGAUUCUUUUCCUCAUCCAAAUUUAAAAUUAGAUAAAAAUGGGAAAAUAAUAUCAGGCACAGUAGAAAGUCUUUCUCAUGCUGUUCUAUUUCAAGAUGCAUCAUCCCGUAGCACAAUAAAUUUAAUAUUAAUUUUGCCUUUAUUGGAAAAUUUUAAUAAAUUUUUGAGUUGUUUUGUCCAGUACACAAAAUUAUAUAUUAAUUCAAAGAAGCAUCACCAAAUUAUAGUAGAAAGAAUUUCAUUAUUAAUUAAAACUAUAGCAGAAUUACUCUCUAGUUUCUUGCUAAUAGAUUCAAAUUAUCAAUUACUAAUUCAACUAAUAAAAUUGACUUCAUCUGAAAAAUUAAUUUCUUUAAUUGAUUUAAAAAUAUCAAAAAUCAGAAACUUAAUCUUUUUCACUAAUUUAAUUCCAGAUCCUUCUGCUUCAAAUUAUUUAUUGAAUUCUAAUAAUUUUCUACAAAAUGUUGACAUUGAUAAAUUUACAGAAACCUUCCAUAGGAUUAAUUUGAAAUUUGAUAAAAUUUGGUCUCCUCGAUUAGACUAUUCAUUAUUAUAUGAUUCAAACUUCACUCACUUAAAUCUAUUUGAUAAUAAAAAGAAUUUAAAAUUGAAAAAUUUGAAUCCAUUAGUCUUUAAUAAUAAUGAGAACUUUCAUCUACUAGGAAGAUUAUUAACUAUCCAUGUUAUGAAUACACACUCAACUCCAAGUCAAAGGGCAAAAUUAAUUACAAAAUGGAUUAAAAUUGGUUGCAAGUUCGAACAAAUUGGUGAUAUGGUAUCUUGGUUGGCAAUCGCAACUAUUAUUUGCUCUCUACCAAUUUUACGACUUCAAAACACUUGGAAUUUCAUAGAUGAAGACCUCCUAAAAAUUCUUUUCAAGGAUUGGAUCCCAACAAUAAUCCAACUUGACAGACGACAGUUUUCAUCCAAGUCAACACAAAGUGUAUUCAUUUUAGCUCCUCCAAAUUUGAACGAUCCAAUAAUUAGAAAUAAUGUAAUAUCAUACUUUGGUGAUCUUAUGAUUCACGCAGAUGAAUUACCAUCUGAUUCAAAAUUGAAAUAUUUAGAGAAGAAAAUUAAUCGUACUAAGAAUGCUUUCCAUAAAUGGGAACAAAAACUGCAUGAGAAUGAUAAUCUGGCAAUUCCGUCAAUGGCAAAUAUGAAUCAAUUAGAAUUAGAUAAUUAUGAAUUUCAAGAUUUAAUUAAAAAAGAUAAUGUAUCCAAUUCAAUUUUCCACUAUUGGAGAUUUCAUCUUUCACAGCCAAAUAUGAAUGUUGAAAAUUUGAUGAAACUAAGUUUACAAAUAGAGCCAUCUCGUUUGGAUGCAAAAUCAUAUUCUUCAAAUGUUAGUCAAAGGUCGCCACUUCUUUCUGGAAGCUAUCUUCCAAUUAUAUUCAAUGAUUUAUUGCAAAAUUAUUCAUUAUUCACUAAAAAUUCAUUGAUUGGUGCAUCAGGAAUGUUAUCCCAUUCACAUUCUUCAAUGUUUGUUAACGAAUCCAACAAGAAAAAUCCUCCUCCAAGAUCAUCAGCUAGAAUUUCGAAGACUAUCUCAAUAAGCGAACCACUAUCGGUCGUUAAUUCGAAUCUAUCAAAUAUUAUUGACUUGAAAAGUUCUAAUAAUGAUGCUUCCAAACAGGUUACGGGGUUUAAUAAAGUUGAUAUGCCUACUAUUAAAGAAAUUUCUAUGAAACAAUCAAAUAAACAGAAAAUGAUGAGGAGUAUAAGAGAUAUUCUAAACAUUGAUAUGGAUCUUUUCCAUAUCUCCAACGAUCUAAUUUUUAAAUCAACUGAUGAUAAUGAAGUUACAUCAAGGCCUGCAUCAAUUGUAAUAGAAUCAGCUAAGCGUUUUUCACAAUUGUCUAUCUCAAAUAAUACCGAUGGCUCAACAAUAAAUAGGGACAAUCUGGAUUCUCAAAGCAUUUCAACUAAAAGUCUUGAAAAUAUGGACUUUUUCAAAAAUAUUUCUAAAAUUUCUGAAACGAUUUCCGAAACAACAGUUAUCAAUACUGUAUUGAAAUCAGGUUCAUUAGACAAAAUCUUUGAUUUGCUAGUGUUAACAAUUAAUAUUUUCUCCAAUUCAAUUGAUACAGAUGAUUUGAAAAACUAUUUUAAUAGCAGAAAAAAGAAAUCAAAUUUCAAUCCAAAUUUAAACUUGGUUCAGAAUUACAAUUUUGAAAACACUAGGCUACCCAAGUCUCCAUCUUCAACAAAUUUGAGUUUGUCUCGGGAGAAGGAUAGUGAUAUUGGACUCUUAGAUUAUGCAUUUGUUAGAUUAUCAAUGGAUAAUACAAAUUUUACGGAGACUUUUUUUAACACCUACAAGACAUUCACUACUGCUACAUCGGUAAUUGAAAAUUUGGCCAAAAGGUUUAUAAAAGCCAAAAAUUGUGCUAUAUCAAUUUCCUAUAUGUUGUUGCCAAUAUCAGAAACCAACUCAUCAAAUAGCACUGACAAGAAUCAAAAUAUGAAUUGGCAUUUGCAAGUUCCGGAUUGGGAUAUUAAAAUUACCAAUGAAGAAGACAUCAAUUACAUAUUUGUUAUUAUGAUUCAUAUUGGUGUGAUGGAGGCAACCUUGCAUUUUGUUAAAAACCAUUAUUCUGACUUAACAGAUGAUUUGGAAAUAAAACCGACAUUUUUAGAUUUCUUUAAAAUUAUGGAACAAGAAGUUACUGUUGAAUGGCCGAAUAUAAUUAAGUUGAUCAAAAAUGAUCCUAACUCAAAGCAUGAAACUUUACAAUCUAUUGAAUCACACUUCCUAAGGAUUAACGAAUUAUUUUAUAAUAUUAAAGAAUCUUUCCAAAAUCAAUUGUAUAAACCUGUUGGAGUAAGUCCAUCAAAGAGGGAAGCCCUCAAUUUACUGGAUAAGUUUUCAAAUAUCUCAUUCGAUGAGUUAAGCACCUUGUUCAAUACAGAUACAGAGAAUAUUGAUAAUAUGUUGUCAGAUUUUACCUCGUUGGAUUAUAAAGAUUAUCCAUCAAUACUAUCAUGGAUCAAUAGACUUGAUUGUUUCGUUACAAAAAAUUUCAACUUAGCUAAUAAUGGGGAAUUAUUUAUUACAUAUGAACAAUUAAAUCUGUUCUCUACCCAAUCAUUGACUGCCCUUUUUAACUGUUCUCCGCAAUCAGAGACGAUUAAAUUAUUGAAUUCAGGAUCACUCCAAUUGGUAGAGUUGAGCAUAUCGAAUAUUUUUACAUGGAUUACUUCAAUUACCUACGAUGAUGGUUCACUUUUGUUUGACGAUUUGCCAACAUCUGUAAAGGUGCUCAUCAAUUUGCAUAAAUCAUUAACCGCCUUUUUCACAAUUAUUAUAUCAGAUGUGAACUGCAGUUUUGAUAUUCGUUUGAAUAGAUGCUGUGUGGUAUUGCAAAUAUUGAAUUAUGUUCGUUGGAAAAACUCAUCAUUAGAUUUAUUUGACAACCAGACUCCUGAAGAUCCAAAUUCAAGUAUAUCUCCACAUAUUCCAUCGUUUAUUGAAACUGCUAUAUCAAAUGCUAUGGUAACUCCUGAAUCAAGAAGUUUUGAAUUGGCCUGGAGAACUGCAUACUCCUUAAUGAAUUCAAACCACUCUGAAAAACCAUUAAGAUCUAUUUAUAAGAUUAUGGAUGAUAUUGAUGACAUUCACAUAAAGUCGUUUAUCGAGAUAGAUAUGACUGUUUUAAAUAAACCAAAAAAUUUAUCUCCAUGUCCAGGUUGGUUUAUUUCAAGAUUAUUAGAAAUUUCACAAUUUGUUCCAAAUAUGAGCAUGACGAAUUCCAAAUUAAUCAAUUUUGACAAGAGACGAUUUGUUCAUAACUUUAUUUCCAAUAUUUUUGAUUUAAUUCCACAUUAUAAUGAAUCUGAAGACAACACUAGAGAUGAGUUUGGAUCGAUUUUAUAUUUUACUUUUGAUAAAAAAUCUACAACAUUCAGACAAAAAGUUAAAAAUGUUUCUAUUUUAGAAUCAAAACAAAUGAAUUUCAAUGAUUCUGGCUUAUUCAACGAGUUAUUAAUAAACGAAGUAGAUAAAUUGAAGAGAGAACAGAGGAAGAGGGAAACGCUAUUAAGCCAAGAACGUGAGUCAAAAAAGACGUCGACAUUACAGGAAACAGUAGCCAAGAAUAAACGCAAUUCUGUUAUCAUUCCAAAUAUAUAUCAAUCAACCCCACCUCGUUCUGUGCAUCUAUCAAAUUCAACUUCUAUUUCAUCAAGAGAUAAGAGAGGUUCUGUACCGGUAAUGUCUUCAAGGAAUUCUAUGUCUGCUACAUCUCAUACUGGUGUAAGUAAAAAACUGGGUGAAUUUUUCAGAAGUCCAUUCUUUUCUUCCUCAUCAUCAAACACUUCUCUGAAUAGUAUUUUAGUCCACGAUGUUCAAGGUAAUGGCUCAAUUUGUCCAGCAGCUUUACCAAGCAUCGAUAUAUCAAUCCUACAGGAUAAUAAAGCUCUUCACACAAUUAGAACUUUUGAAAUAAAAUCCAUUGUUCCAACGGUCAACCAUAGAAUGAACCCAGCAUAUUUAUAUUCUUUCAAGAUAGUAAUGCAGAACGGAUCAGAUUACAUGAUACAGGCAUCUAGCUUAGAAGAUUUGAAUGAAUGGGUAUCGAUGAUCAAGGCUUCGAAGAGGUAUUCGUUUUAUUCUAGAAAAUUUAAGGGUAGAACUCACAACAAGAUUUUUGGUGUUCCAUUGGAAGAUGUUUGUGAACGCGAGAGUACAACUAUUCCAACAAUAGUGACUAAGCUAUUAGAAGAAAUUGAACUUCGUGGUUUAGAUGAAGUGGGCUUAUAUAGAAUUCCCGGCUCAGCAGGUAGCAUUAACGCAUUGAAAAAUGCAUUUGAUGAAGAAGGGGCUAUUUCAAAUAGUUUCACAUUAGAGGAUGAUAGAUGGUUUGAAAUCAAUGCCAUUGCUGGUUGUUUUAAAAUGUAUCUGAGAGAACUACCUGAUAGUUUAUUUACGAAUGAGAAGGUAGGAGAUUUUGCACAGCUAGCAAUUAAUUACAAGUCAGGACGGAUUUCAGAGAACGAAUUCACCAGUAGAAUGAAUACUUUACUAUCCGAACUUCCUACUUGUUAUUAUCACACUAUGAAACAAAUUGUCACUCAUUUGAAUAGAGUUCAUCAACAUGUCAGUCAUAAUCGUAUGGAUGCUUCUAAUUUAGCAAUCGUUUUUUCUAUGAGUUUUAUUGAUCAAGAAGAUCUAGCAAGUAGUAUGGGUGCCAAUUUAGGUGCUAUACAGACAAUUUUACAGCAUUUUAUAAAAAACCCAGAGACAUAUUUUAUUAAUUAG
Vanderwaltozyma polyspora DSM 70294 is the source of this 6288-nucleotide messenger RNA. RefSeq names its product GTPase-activating protein BEM2 (gene BEM2). Gene Ontology annotation, biological process: regulation of GTPase activity; small GTPase-mediated signal transduction. The transcript has a single exon. The coding region runs from base 1 to 6288 and encodes 2095 amino acids. The record is from RefSeq and is a predicted model, not a curated record. Gene Ontology annotation, cellular component: cytoplasm. Lineage: Eukaryota; Fungi; Ascomycota; Saccharomycetes; Saccharomycetales; Saccharomycetaceae. Gene Ontology annotation, molecular function: guanyl-nucleotide exchange factor activity.